Haplochromis burtoni (Burton's mouthbrooder) is the source of this 5323-nucleotide messenger RNA. RefSeq names its product zinc finger protein GLIS1. The transcript has 11 exons. Gene Ontology annotation, molecular function: RNA polymerase II cis-regulatory region sequence-specific DNA binding; DNA-binding transcription factor activity, RNA polymerase II-specific. Gene Ontology annotation, biological process: regulation of transcription by RNA polymerase II. The coding region runs from base 1178 to 4171 and encodes 997 amino acids. Lineage: Eukaryota; Metazoa; Chordata; Actinopteri; Cichliformes; Cichlidae. Gene Ontology annotation, cellular component: nucleus. The record is from RefSeq and is a predicted model, not a curated record.
UAAGUGGGCUAAUGCACCAGUGACACACUUGGCUGCCUUCACCACCCGUAUCUGAUCUUUUUUUGUUUCUUCUGUGCAGCUGGUGAGCCACAUUGUGCAGCAGUAGGUCAGAAUACUCUCUACUGUUGACCAGUAGAAGUUGGGCACAUUGGUAAAUAGUUUUUACACUGUUUUUUUUACACAGGUCAAUGAGAACCCUGUAAUGUAAAGUUUUUGGAUAAAAUAUGAAGGCUUCCUUCCAGUGUUAAAACUUCUACAUUUGCAAACAAAAAAGCUGGGAUGCUGUGUAAAAUGUUGAUUAAAACAGAAUGCAACUGUUUCCAUAUUCUAUUCACAAUACACAGAAAACUGAGGAAAUGUAACAUUUUAAGGAAAAGUAAGGGAGGUAGUUUUGAAUUUGAAAAAAUAAAAAUGGUCUCAAAAAAGAGUUUUUUUUUAUGACUGUGUAUUGUGUAACUGAAAUAUGCAUGGUAUUUCUUAAAAAAGAAGCCAUCUGGAUGGGAGCAUAUUUUGCUCUAAAGCCUAUGUAGCUUUUAGCAUUGAUGGUGCGUUUCCACAUGUGCAAGCUACUAGCUCCAUAGGCACUAAUGCACCCUCAUACCACGAGAGAUGUAGGCUUUUGACCUGAGUCUUGAUAACAAAAUUUGUUAGUGAACUGUGUUGAGAAACAGCAGUUUCUAAAACUAUUGCUGAACCCGUGAGGUGAUUCAUUCAUGUUAGAAAAUCUUUAGAUGUUUUCUUUUACCUGCAGCCCUGGAAAGACCAAAUCGUCUUGGGAGAAAGUAAAAAGUAUAAAAAAAAAUACUUCAACCCAUUAAGAAGGCUUACUUAUCUUAGCCUAAUCUUAUAGGCUAUAUGGUCAACAAGUACAGGCUUAGUGCCCUCUGCUAUGUUGCUGCACAAAGGUCUAAAGAACAAUAAAAUGUUCUGCAGUGAGGUCACAAAAGUGAAAAAUUAAAUUUUCUUGGCCUGAGUCUCGCAUCGACAUGAGAAAAACUGGGAGCCUCUUACUAUUUGUCCACUUGUUGCAGGAUCUUGCAUGACCCUCUCAACCUUCUUAUCUAUGACACCUUAUGGGGAAUCCUGUUGAAGGCGAUUUGUACCAGGGGUCAGUGCCUCAGGAGGUCAGCCCUAAGUUUGUGUAUGUAAUGUGAGCGGGGACCGCACUGGGUCAUUAAUGCAAAACUCCUCAGCGCUGUUCGGGAUGGUGAGCCACUGCCAGACCCCUGCUUUCACCGACUUCACUGGCUUGACGCUCUCCGUGUACGGCAGCAAGGGAGACAUCUGUGCGCGGCGAGCAGGGAACGGCUUUGGAUCGCAGAUUUGCCGGAGCCCUCAUGACACCCCGACUCACAUGAACUGCGCCAGCCCGAAGCGACUCUCCGCGUCCGAGGAAAAAGCGCAUCUGUCAGGCAAAACUGCGCGCUUGUGCUUCUCUCUCCCACCGGUGCAAGUGAAUGGGACCUACUGCUCAGAGAAGGAUGCAAAUGCUGAGCUGGGCAAUGCCGAGGGCCCCCUGAUGCGAUGUGGGCAGAGCCUGCUGCUUCCAGCAGGGGGUCAUUCGGAGGGGCUUUACUCCCAGAGCCUCCAGUGCAGCAGACCUACACCUGACCUCCUUCUGCAGGAUGGGCCUCAUCAAGACGCCAGAUCCUCCUCUGCCUUCGGGAGGACCCUGCCAGGGGCCUCACCCAGCCUGGGCUGCGGUGCCAGCGGCGUUCGCUCCUCUCUCCCUUACCCAGUCAAACAGGAGAGCUCGAUGGGCUACAAGAUCUCCAACGUGGAGUCUUCAUCUCAGGCUGGAUUUCAGGCCCACGCUGCAGGCCAAGUUUUGGAGGUGGCCAGGGAUGAGAUGGUUGGGUCACUGCAUAUUAGCAACAGCGGUAAUGGCGUAUGUGCAGUGAGCGGUGUAGGUAGCGCUGUGCCAGGAGACGCAGGACAACCGUUUAAUAAUGAAGAUGGCUCCUCCCCGCUGGCUUUGUCUCCAAUUGGCUCUCGUCAUUCAGCGCGGCUGCUCAGCGCUGGCAGUCUGAAGAGACGCUGCCUGUCCCUGGCCUCGCAAUCCACCGCCGCUGCUGCCACCGGUUCCCCAUCAGCUGUUGGCACCGCUUCUGAGGAGAUCAAUAUCACCGCAAUCAUCUGCUCCUCCUCCCAGAUGUCGAUGGUCGCCUGCGUCAACGGGUUCCGUGCUAACCUCUCGCCAAGCAACACCAGCAGCGCCGGCUUCUCUUCCUCCUCCUCCUCCUCUACUGCUUCCCCACCCUCUAACUCCUGCUCACGGGAAGCCCCCCAGAGGCCCCCACCACACAGCAGCCCCCAGCAGGCUGCACUGCAGGAGAGCUGUCAGCUGUCCUCACCUGCCACCUGCCUGUUGUCUCUUUCCUCUUCCUCAUCCUCUUCUUCAGUGUCAUUAGGGGAGCCGGAGCAAGGCCAAGGGCAGAGCCUGGGGCUGUGCGAGGAGCAGGGCUCCAUGCUGCAGGGGCGUGGGGCUGGAGGAACAGCUGAGGGAGGAGGAGGAGGAGGCUCAGACGGGUUGGGGCUACUGAUGAGUGGGGCCCUGAUGUCUGGGGCUCUGCAUUCGGGGCCUCAGGGUGGGGGUCUCCCAGAUGGGGGCCAAAGAUCUGGGGCUGUCCUCAAGCAGGAACCGCUCGAUGACUUCUCUCCCAGCGAAGACAAACUCUUUCAGCACCACUAUCAUCAUCACCAUCACUUAAGUGGGCGCAGUGGGAAUCUUCGUCACGCUCACCACCCACCUCGAUCGGCCAUGCCUCCGCCUUACCACUUGCACCAAUAUGUGGGGCCCACUCCCAACGCCCCACUACACCAUCACAACCAGCAGACAACUCCAGGCUCUUCCCUCGGACUCAAACCAACCUCAGGAGGCCCUGCGGUGGCCCACGCAGCCCCCGUGCCGGAAGAAGUCGGAGGAGGAGGGCUGGUGGAUAAACAGGUGUGUCGCUGGAUUGACUGCAGUGCUGCUUUUGAGCAGCAGGAGGAGCUUGUGAGACAUAUUGAAAAGGUCCACAUCGACCAACGCAAAGGUGAGGACUUCACCUGUUUCUGGGCUGGCUGUAUUCGGCGCUACAAGCCCUUCAAUGCACGCUACAAGCUGCUCAUUCACAUGAGGGUCCAUUCUGGAGAGAAACCCAACAAGUGUAUGUUCGAGGGCUGUAACAAAGCGUUUUCUCGUCUGGAGAAUCUGAAGAUCCACCUGAGGAGCCACACAGGAGAGAAGCCGUACCUGUGCCAGCACCCUGGCUGCCAGAAAGCUUUCAGCAACUCCAGCGAUCGGGCCAAGCAUCAGCGCACUCACCUGGACACGAAACCGUAUGCAUGUCAGAUCUCCGGUUGUACCAAGCGCUACACGGAUCCCAGCUCCCUACGCAAACACGUCAAGAUCCACUCAGCCAAAGAGCAACAGGUGCGUAGGAAGCUUCGGCCCUGCCCUCACCUGGAGCAGGAUGUCCUGAGCGACUGUCUGUCCAUGCAGCACCUCCAGAGCUCCACCUCUACGCAGCACCUCUACAAUGGCAAAGAUGGCCAUUCUCCUGCAUUGGGCCAAGACAUGUUCACAGGCCUGUACACUGGCUCCAGUACCCCCCAUCACAGCGCCCCAGUGGAGCUGCUCACCCCCACCCCCAACUCUGGCUCCACCGCUGACCUGCCGACCCGACAGCACCGACUGGAUCGAGACCUCGGCAGCCCUCACCACCUGUCCCCGCUGGCUGCCAUGGACGGCACGAGAGACGGGGUGUCUGGUUCCCUCCUGUCUCCUGGGAUGAAGACAGCGGGGACAUCGCCUCCUCCACUGGAGAAACAGCAUGUCCACCCUCACCACAAGCUUUACCCUCACUAUCACCAGCAUCAGCCUGCCAGCGACGAAUACCAAGGCAGCUUCCAGAGCUGCUUCCAUUUCGGAGACUCCUACAGGAUGGAGCAGACAGUCGGUGGCGUCCACGUCCCGGGAGAUUCUCACACCUACACUUCACAUCAGCCCAAUGGCUUCCACAUGUCGACGAGCAACACCGGCUCUGCGGGCUUCAGCUUGACCCAGGAGCUGCAGGGAGGCGGCGGUUGCCAGUUCUUAUCCAGCCCAGAGGAUAGCAUUUUCUUCCAGGUGGGCAGCUUUGACCGUAGCUUGAGCCACAUGUCCUCCAUCUACACAGAGACAUAAAGGAACACCGGAGCAAGACAGGCUUCACCACACUACUCCGCGGUCCUUCCUCAUGCAUCCUCACACGCUUAGAUCUUUUUUUCUUCAGUUCUGGUUUCAUUUUUCCAAAAACAGAACAAAGAUCACAUUGUAAGUGGGUUAUUCUGACUUAAGUGCAAGAUAGAAACCAAUAAAGUGGAAAAAAUAAGGCUAAAUAUAAUGUAAAUGCAACUGUGACACUGAAUGGAAAUGGCUUCAGUGGCAAAAACAAUGGUAGUGUUUCCCAACCUUUUUUUUUCCCUCAUGACUCCUUAAAACAUUAAACUGUCUUCUUAUGAUUGCGCCUACUCAGCUGCAUCUGCUUUGAUCAGUUCAAGCAAACAAAUACUGACUUCUUUUGUACAACAUGAAUAACUUCAAAGGCCAAUGUACAAGUAAUAACACUAAAAUAAGCACGAGACUACAAAAAGGUUUGAAAAAAGGACACCAGUGUUUGAAUAGUCUGAUAAUGGGGCACCCCAUCAUGAACAGUCAGAUAUUUCUAUUUCUAUUAUGGAAACUUCCUGCAGUCUUUAAAUCCGUUCUAAUUCAUGCUAAUGCUAAUUGGCAUUCAGACUGAAAAACUAAAAUCCUGUUGGGUUAAAGGUCCAAGUUACCAGGCUGCAAACUGCUGGACACGAUCGGCAAAUAAAUGAUGUUGUUGAUGGUGCAGGUUUUAGUCUGUAAUGCGCCUCGAGGCUACAGCUGUUGGCGCUAUAUAAAUAAAACUGAAUUGAAUUAAAUGUUAUUAAAUGACAUUGACAUUAAAACCUGCACACAGACAGUACAAUCAGCUCGAGCUUCUACAUACAACAUCUCAUUUUAACACCACAAACCUCUCCUCUCCUCCUCUUUGUUUUUUCUCGGUAAUCUACACGUCUGCUCCACACUGACGUGUAGAGGAGAAUAUAACGUUUUGCAGUGACGUUUUAUCAGUGGGGAAAAAAAGUUUGCAUUUCUCUUGUUAAGUAGUUUUGGGUUUUUUUGGCUUUUGGAUUUAUCUCGGGAGGAGGGUUUGGGCAGAGAAACCAUCCUACUUUAUUAUAAUUAUUAUUAUAUGUAUAAAAUGUACAGUUUGUUUACAGCAAUCAUUUGAAUGUUUGUCAUUCCUCAGUUUAAGAAAUAAAUAACUGA